This is a messenger RNA of Halteromyces radiatus, 1863 nucleotides long. RefSeq lists its product as uncharacterized. The record is from RefSeq and is a predicted model, not a curated record. Lineage: Eukaryota; Fungi; Mucoromycota; Mucoromycetes; Mucorales; Cunninghamellaceae. The transcript has 5 exons. Bases 25 to 1836 code for a protein of 603 amino acids.
CCCUUUGAACUACUUGUCCUACUGAUGGCGUAUAAGAAAGGAACCCAAGCCUGGUCAUCAAAUUUGCGAAAAUAUGUAAUAGUUGCUGUUAUCUUUUUUAUAUUUUAUUCGUUUGUUAUUUCUCCUUUACGCAACUCUUCAGGGCAACAGCGACUCAGUCAAUUUGGCAAAGACAAAGGAGAUAUCGAUCAACUACCUGACGAUGUUGAUUAUCAUCUUAAGGACAUAAAACUAUCGAACCUGUCACCAAAUAUAUUACAGCAAAAUCAACAACAACAAAAGGAAGAAGAUAUUCUUCAAAGACAAAGUGUAUUCGACAGUACCAUGUUCUCAUCAUCUACUAAUGAUGAUCCUCUGAAACCUAUCACUGCCAUCUUACUAAGGAAAGCCAACGACGAGCAAGCUAUUGAGCAUCUUAUUCUACAGCUAUUGAGAUAUCCUUUCUUUCGAGAAAUAUUCAUAUAUAACACCAUAACAAGCCGACCCAUAAACGAGCGAUCAUUUGCCGAUAAGAAUGUAGAUAAUAUAAAACUACAUAUCAUCAACGUGUCUAAAAAUGAACGACUGGAUACACUAUCUAGAUAUACUUUAUGUGCAUCAGUGGCAUCUUAUGAUCACUGCUAUUUCCAAGACGAUGAUGUUGGUAUCUAUGAUGGCAAGAACAUAGAUGAUACUGCUUUAGGAAAUCCAGUUAAUACCUACUGGGAUACUCUUUAUGUCAAUUUCUUACGAUAUCCCUCAUUGAUUCACGCCAAUGUUCAACCGUCUCGGUUCAUUGAUCAUUAUCGGUGGCGAUUCUAUAAUCAAGGAAUCAAAAUGCAUGCUGGUUUUGUCGAUUUAGCGUUCGGUGCUAUUGUUCCAAAAUGGAAGGUACAACACUUUUUGACGCAGCUAGGUAAAUCUGGAUUAGGUAAAGAUAGAAUUUAUGAGGCCGAUGCCUAUUUUUCUAUUUGGUCGAAUCAAUAUCCAUGGCUUCUCGAUAAUCCCCUUCAAAAUUCAAGUCCUACUGAUGGUUUGAUAUCAACCACAACAUCUGAUAGCGAUAAUGAUGUAUCGACCUUUGAAAAAGUGAUGUGGCCUAGUCCCCAUAUAGGAGACACAAGACGGAUGAUAUAUGACGCUGCACGUAGGCUUCAUCGUACCUUGUUAUCCGAUUUGACUGCUAAUCCGAAAGACUAUAUGGACCGUAUAGAAGAAAUGCCUCCAAUGCAUCAACGAGAUACUCGAGCAUCUUGUAUCAACGAUCGGUGCUUGUUUAUUUCAAACAUUGAUCCCAUUCCAUCAGAGCAAUUGGAUAUGAUACCAGCCUUUGAUAAAGCCAAAUAUACAAACCCUAAGGAUUGGGAUAAUGUGUUAGAUGAAUAUUUAGAUCUACCUAAUAGUGAUACUUGGAUUGAUGAAGGUUAUCACAAUGCUGUGGAUCAAAGAAAUGACACCUGUUGGAAUACUAGAUCCAAUCCUCAAGUCAAUGAUUACUUUGGAUUAAUCACACUUGGUAAUGGUUUACCUUCUCAAGUGGUAAUAACAACUUCUACCAGUGUUCCUGCUAUGACACCUACCAAUCAACUAUUUAAAGUCAGUCGCUUGGAAAAUAAAAACGAUUGGCUGGAAUGUAACAUCCUACAUCAUUCAACAUCUGCUAAUCCCACAAACAAUAUUGAAAAAACGAUCAUCACAGAUAUUCGUCUAGAUAUUGAUUGUAACUAUGAAGAAAACGAUCAACAAGAUAAACAAUAUAUACAUGAUGCCAUUCAUGCUCUCAAGAUCACUUUUUUACAAAACUGGAAGCAAUCUUUUAGCUUAUGUGGAAUGUCUAUCAAUUCCCUCACCAUCUGAAAUAAACACUUUCAUUCCCCCCCCCGA